AUGCCCAAUUUCGUGCCCGCACAGGAAGCUGGCGCUCAACUGCCGAACCCAGCUCCCAAUCAGCUCGACGAGAAAAUUGUGUUCCGUAAUGGCCAUUCAGAUAUCACGGCUGCUAGCUUGCCGAGCGUUUCGACUGGUCUGAGUUUGAAUAACGACCGUUUGGAUGAAUUAAAAACGUCGGAAGCAUCGCAUUCCUUGGAAAAUUUCUCUUCAGCAGAUCCUCUGAAGAGUCCUGAUGCGGAAGAAAGUCUCCGACCGGUUCUGAUGGACACAUCAGACUCUAUUUCCCCCCUGAUGCCCGCUCAUGUCGAUCCACUCGCUGCAUCAAAAGCCUCUGUACCGCAAACAGCGUCUCUCGAAACAACCGGCAACGAUGAUACCACUUCUCCAUUUGUUGAUGGUGCAAUAGAUUCUAUGGAAUCCUUCCCAUUAAUCAAAAAUGGGGAGGAUCAAAAUAUCGACUCGAUCCAAGAUAUCUUUCUUCCGCACUUGACAGAACACUCCGAAGUUUCUCCUUUCCACAGUGGUGCUCAAUCUUCCUCGCCUGCAAAAGCACAUGGAGAGCACGGCGUUACCAAUAUACCCCUUGCGAACGAAUCUUAUCAUCAUAGUAGUACCGAUGACGACGAUGAUGAUUCUUCCAACGACGAAUCGUCGUACUUUGCUGAUCCAAACAACCUACCCUCUCCCAAGAGUGGACGGCGUUUCUCUUGGUCCAGUACGGCUUCAGCUCCGCAGCUUCCUAUCGUCAAUCUUCAACGCCAGCGCAGCUAUACGCGUGAAACCGACGCUAGUCUUUCCCUAUCCGAAGACAGUGAGAACGGAGAAGACUGUGACGACAAUAUGCACCAUUCCGACCCGGGAUUUCCGUCGCACCCUCGGACGAGCUCAUCUCUCGUACCCACGCAUCGUGCACGAAACGUUACCGACCUACAAACGUACCCGAUUAUGCGUAUGCAUUCUGUCAGUUCCCUCGUCAGCACAUCUUCGCACAAUAGUUCCGGAAGUGACGAUACCAGUCAAGCAGAGCUCCGGCAUGCAACACAAGGCAACUACUAUCUAACUCAGUCUAGUGAAGUCAGUGGACGGACAUCGCCGACGAUGGGAGAACAUCCGCGCUAUCCUCAACCUUCACCACCGGUGAUUGAUAGCCUAUCUGCCGCAAACUCUGACUUCACGCUGUCUCAUCCACAACCUCAAUUUUUGACUGCUGAACAGUGGGUUGCGUCGAUGGCAGCGUCGGGAAGGCAGCGGCAACCCACCUAUGAAGCAAUGGACAUUCCACCUGCUAGUCUCAGAUCAAAUAGCAGUGCGUGGUCCAUGGAAAAUCACGCGUUGGCUUACAGUGGAGAUGGACUGACUUCACAAGGAACCGAUAACACGCACACAGCUGCCCCUUCCAUCCCAGACUCCAACAACGGGGGUGGAAGUAGUGGGGAUGGUAAAUUUGCUUACUAUCCGAAUUCGAACAGCGUGGCCUCGUCAACUGGAGACAACGCUCGCGGUGGGUACUCCUAUGGAAGCACACAAUCGCGAGCGGCGCUGACCAAUCAGAAUAGCCUGCCGUCCGAAGAGGACGACAUUGAGGAUGAACACCGCGAUGGCAACGGAUUCAAAGUCUAUUGGCAACGUUGGAUCAUGCUGUUCUAUAUGUCAAGUCUAAAUCUUCUGUCAGACUGGACGUGCUAUUCGGUCGCACCCAUCGCGGUCAUGACAGAAGAAGCGUUUGGAAGUAUUAAUCCUGAGCUCUUGGUCGUUAUUUUUCUGGGUGCCAACGCCAUCACCACUGUUUGCGAACCAAUAAUUCUCUCGAGAUUGGGCCUUCGUCGUACAGUUGUAUUUGGUGCGCUCUUGUUAAUGAUUGGAAGUAUUAUUAAGAGCGGUGGUAUGCCACCGAUUAUUCGUGCCGACAUUCAAAAGGGAGAAGGCGAAUGGCGUGUCUACUUUGGAUUCUUCCUCGUCGGAUUAUCGCAACCCCUGUACCAGUGCACUCCAGCGCUGCUUUCAGCUUCUUGGUUUCCUGAACGCGAACGCACCAUGGCAACGGGAGUCGCAUUAAACGCUAACCAACUCGGAAUUGGCUUCGCGUUUAUUUUCGGUACUUUGCUGGUAGCGAAUAGCGAUGAUAUUCCCAACUACUUUGGGUUGCUCAGUAUCAUUUCCACUCUGACUUUCUUGGGAACUUUGUUCCAGUUUGAUGAUGCGCCUCCCACACCUCCGUCGGAUACCGCUCGUGUCAUGCGUGGAACACUUCAAACUCAAUUACCCGGCUGGGGGGAAUUUGUUGCGUCAGUGCAGAGUUUAGGAACGUCAACACGUGGUCUUGCCGAGGCUGUAGGUCGGGCUGGAGUGCCUCAACGGGACUUCAAAACCAUGGACAACGCCCCUGUAUCUUCGGCCGGUACAGCCACCACCACUGCUGCCGCUAGAGCGAAAGCCAAACCAUUGCCAGGGUCUGGGCAGCGCUCCGGUCGCACUUCGUCGAGCCGCAAAGGCCAUCGUAGUUCCAACAAUAUCGUUGGCCGCCAAAAGAAAGUCAAGGUAUCCAGAGAACAGCUUGAGACGGGUAUUCUUGCAAUGGGACCCGAUGCCGAAUUUCAUGGACUCAAACCUUCUCCGGUCAAAUGGGGACGAGUUUCAAAAGAUCCUCUGACGGAUUCUGGCAGUGGUGACCGAGUCUUCGCCGCGCCGUCUCCUAUGAUGCAGGGGCCAGUUGGACAGACCAACAAUGAAGUCGAGGAUAAUUCCUCCGAUGAAAGGGAGGAUGGUCUUUCGCAAGGAGGCUUACCUUACGCAAGUCAGGAUCCAAUGCAUAGAAAUUCGGUAUACCCUCCGGGUGGCUAUCCUGUUUUUCCACCAACGCCGUACGGUGCUCCGGUUGUCAAUUACCAGUAUCCGGAUUAUCAAAGCUAUCAUCAGUACCCGCAACCCGUUUGGGACCCUCGAUUCCAGCAGUAUGUGUACCCUCAAUAUGGUCAUCCCCAGUUUUACCCACCUCCGAAUGACGCAUUCCACUAUGGACACCAGCAAGCUGCACUCCCGCUGCAUCCUCGUUCGACAGGACGGGCGUCCAUAUACCCGUCUACGCCCGAAUUUAUGGACGAAGGAGCGGAACCUGUUUUGACCAUGACGCCGCAUCAUCUGGAUAUCAACAUUCGUGACGAUCAAGUCAUCUUGUCAAUUAGAGCUUGCUUGCGGCGCCCAGGGUUUAUCCAUGCCCUCGUGGCGUUUACUGUAUCGGGCAUAGUCAUCAACACCCUGUCAACGUUCAUGGAUUAUCUCGUUCGUUUAAAUGGAGUUGGGCGUGAGUACACAGGCAUUGUCGGGGGAUCGUUCCAAUUCUGCAUUAUGAUUUCAAGUUUGAUUGUUGGGACGCUUACGGAUAAGACCCGGGCGUACUACUCGGUGACAGUUGCGAUGCUUGUUCUAGGUGCCUUUGGAUUGGCAGAAUGUGGUGUGAGUCUCGAUAGCAACCGAGGUAGUGAGCUACGCUAUGCUCUCGUCAUUGUUGCCGUUUUGGUCGGGCCGCUGCAGCCUGUGUCCACCGAACUCGGUGUUGACGUGGUAUAUCCAUUGAGUGAAAACACUGUUUUGGUGAUUCAGCAGCUCUUUUCCAAUCUCUUGAGUGCUCUUUUUAUCCCGUGCUUCAAAGCUAUGAAAGAUAUUGGGAUUGGGAGUGGCGAUCAUGAGCAUCCGGAAUACACCUUUUCAUUUUAUCUCUUGAUUGUGUUGCAUGCUACCGCGACUGUAUUUUUUGCAACGUUCAACGGACGGUACCUUCGUUACGAGCAUGAACUCGAAAAAAGAGCGAUCGAAGAGCGCAGGGUCGAAGCCAAGGCAAAAGCCGAACUGAGAGCCGCUUUCGUGCGGGGCGAAGCAUAUUCUGACGGGUUACCAGAAACUCAAUCUUUGAUGCAGCAUCCAUUUGUUUAGUACACAAAUCAAUUUCCUAAGGAAUGGAGUCAUGGAUUUCACAAAAGAUCUUGCUCAGCAGCUUCCUAAUUUCAUGCCUGUUUUUGCCAAUCGUAUCAAGUAAGCAGCAUCAUGUCUCAUUGCGAGUGAUGCGGAAACUUCACAGUCAAGUUUUGCCGGGCCAUUUAUGAUGAACUAGAAAAUUGCAGCAAGAACCGACCAGAACUGUACCGGGAUCACUUUAGCUUCACUGUUAGCAAAGUAGUGUAAUUACUAACUGUAAGCAGAGGCAGCCACAGCUUACUU
Messenger RNA from Phaeodactylum tricornutum CCAP 1055/1, 4218 nucleotides. RefSeq lists its product with no specific name. The record is from RefSeq and is a predicted model, not a curated record. Gene Ontology annotation, cellular component: membrane. Gene Ontology annotation, molecular function: transmembrane transporter activity. NCBI's taxonomy places the organism in Eukaryota, Bacillariophyta, Bacillariophyceae, Surirellales, Neidiaceae. Bases 1 to 3933 code for a protein of 1310 amino acids. The transcript is spliced from 2 exons. Gene Ontology annotation, biological process: transmembrane transport.